GGGUUAGGGAGCUAGGUUUCUUCGAGCGCGCAAGGGCGGUGCGAGUGGAUCUUUUUCAUCGCUCCUCCUCCUGGAUAGAUCGAUCUCUGGAGUAGCGGCAGCACAGCGCGCAGCUCGGCUCCCGCCAUGGCGCCGCGGCCCGACGACGAGUACGAUUACCUCUUCAAGGUCGUGCUCAUUGGCGACUCGGGCGUCGGGAAAUCCAACUUGCUCUCCAGAUUCACGCGCAACGAGUUCUGCCUCGAGUCCAAAUCCACAAUCGGGGUCGAAUUCGCGACGCGCACGAUCCAGGUGGAUGGCAAGACGAUCAAAGCCCAAAUCUGGGACACGGCCGGGCAAGAGCGCUACCGCGCCAUCACCAGCGCCUACUACCGGGGCGCGGUGGGGGCGCUGCUCGUCUACGACAUCACCAAGCAGGCCACGUACGAGAACGUCGAGCGGUGGCUCAAGGAGCUGCGCGACCACGCCGACUCCAACAUCGUGAUCAUGCUGGUGGGCAACAAGUCGGAUCUAAAGCACCUCCGCGGCGUCGCCACCGACGACGCGCAGCGCUUCUCCGAGAAGGAGGGCCUGUCCUUCAUCGAGACGUCGGCGCUGGAGGCCACCAACGUGGAGAAGGCGUUCCAGAGCAUCCUCACGGAGAUCUACCGGAUAGUGAGCAAGAAGGCGCUGGCGUCCGAGGAUCCCGUGCUCGUCGGGCCUGGAGAGGGCAAGGCGAUCAUCGUCGGGCCCGAGCAGGACGCGAACACCAAGAAGAAGGCGUGCUGCUCGACGUAGAGUGGCGAGAUCCAUCGUCGCCCAUCGUCAGGUUCUCCAGUUCCACCAUUCCAUCCAUCGCAGGGGAUCGGUGGAUCGAUUGAUCGUCGCUGGCGGGAAGAACGAAACGAAGGACUGGAUUCUUUUUUUUUUUUUUGAGGUUUUACUGGAAGCGUAGAGUCGAUGUAAACAAUCUUUAAGUAGUGUGUGGUUCUUUUGCCUUUUAAAUGAUUUUAUAGGCCUUUUAAAAUUUUA
Molecule: messenger RNA, 1011 nt
Organism: Selaginella moellendorffii
Lineage: Eukaryota; Viridiplantae; Streptophyta; Lycopodiopsida; Selaginellales; Selaginellaceae
Product: ras-related protein RABA2a
Exons: 2
Coding region: 127-777 (216 amino acids)
Cellular component (GO): endosome
Molecular function (GO): GTP binding; GTPase activity
Source: RefSeq, a predicted model, not a curated record